Cinara cedri is the source of this 12394-nucleotide messenger RNA. The record is from the annotation of a GenBank genome assembly. NCBI's taxonomy places the organism in Eukaryota, Metazoa, Arthropoda, Insecta, Hemiptera, Aphididae.
CGCACACACACACACACGCACACACACCGCUUCUGGUGCCGCCGCAGAGGGGAUUUUACGCGCGUGCUUGGCGUGUAUAAAUACGCCGGAGUUUCGCGGUACUGAUAAAAACCGUGGAUACUCUGGGAUCGUGUUAAGACGGCGAAAGUACUGCUGUAUACCGCAAGUAAACUUCAACGACCGUCGUAUUAUCCGUCGCAGCUCUCGAUCGCAGCUCGACAUUUUCGCACAUCAGUCGCAGACGCACGAACGACAAUACAAGUCAUCAUGAUGAAACUGGUACGUACCUGUUCCUGUUGUUACGCCGUUCGACGGUGUUUUGUUUUAUAACACGCCUUUUCGAUCAAGUUAAUACGACAGUAAUAUAUUAAAGUACCUAUAAAGCCAACUGUCGGUCUAUCGGCCGUAAUGACUUCGGUUUUCGUUUGGACGCAUAACACCUAAUAGUUGUAUACUUUGCGUAGACCCGUAGUAUUCGUUUGCAUAUCCGAAUUCAUAUUAUUUUAAUCGACCACUCGAUAAUUCAUCAAAAUGCACCGGACUCUUUCACUCGGCUUUCGGUAAUCCGAACCGUUCAUAAAAUUGUGUCGUCUGUUAUUGCCGUAUCGUCAAGUCGAGUUUCCUUCUCAUCCACUCGAUAGUUCACAGUUUUUCCCGGGUUCUUUCGACUUUGAAUUGUCUAUAAAAUCGACUUUGAUGUAUUAUUAUCUAGUAUGACGUAAUUUAAAAUCGCACAUUUUUUUCAAUACAUUACUUUUUUUGUUCGUUUUAUUAUUUAUUAAAAAGCGUAAUUACAAUUUGUUCAUAGUAUGUGUACAACAAGUCAUUUUUUUGAUAGUAUAAGUAAUGGUACUUAACAGUAUGGAAAGGUACUCAAUAGUACCGCCCGACAAUAUAUUAGUUACUUUGAAAAUAAUUCAACACUUAAAAAUAAUGUUUUUUUUUUUUCUUGAUUUUGAUAACUAAGUAACAUUAACAUAUCAAUUGGUGACUUCAGGUGGUAACCACUGUAUUACUUCUUUUGAGUUAAAUUAAAAAUAUUGUUCUUAAAUAUAUAUAUAUAUAUAUAUAAAUAUGCAUGCAUAAAUAAAUCAUACAUUUCACGAAUUUGGUUUUUUUACGGUGACAACUUUAUUCUCUCCAUAAUGCAGCAACUAGACAAAAUUCGAUAACAGAAACCAUCCGUAAAUUCGAUAAUCGAGGCGAGAUUUCUGGUAGGAAAAUUAUUAAACCGUUACAUUCGUCGUUUCGCUCAGAAACUAAAACGUACCUUUCCCGUAUAAUAUCGGUCCUAGUACAAAUUACCGUUCUUAUUAUAUUAUAUUAUAUUGAAUUAUAAUAGUAACGAGACAGGAUAAAUGUAUGAUAUUUAUUUAAUCUCUUAGACAAUCGCUGUAGUAAGCUGUAUGUUGGUCAGCCUGGCCAGCUGUCAACAACCCACCACACCAAUUCCGAUUGUCCGGUAUGAAAACGAUGGCGUCAACUUCGAUGGAUCGUACAAAUGGGCGUAAGUACAUAAUAGUAAUAUUUUUGAAAUACAAAAUGUGUAUACCCUUAAGGAAAUGUGAGUUGCUCCUUCCCUUUUCUCGUCGCGAUCGCAUUAUAAAACCAUGAGUAUCGGUUACAAAAUCCCCGUGUCUUAGAUUUCAAAAUCAAACUCAAUAACCCCACUCGCACGCACGACUACAGUUUUCGAUAAAAAGUAUGUUUCGUCAUCCGCAAUCGUAUAACAAACGCGUAAAACCGACGCAACUUUAUAUAGACAGGUACGGUUGUGUACGUUUCGUCCGAAAAAAAUUCCAUUUUCUUCUGAUUCAUUUUUAUAUUCAAGAUUUUCACGGGCUCGCCUUAAAAUAAAAUAUAAACGCCAAAAUCCGGUGGCAAACAAACGCGCCACGAUCCGAGUUUGAAUUAUUAUCACCGCACUGAAGUCGUGACGUCAACCGUUACGUGCAGUCAUCACGUGUCACUAUAAGACAAUGCGUUUUGUUUUCUCUAUGGCGCUCCGACAAUUAUUAUUAUAGGUACCAACGCGCAUAACGUAAUAAUAAUAAUUAUUAUUAUUAUUGUUAUUCACGAUAACAAUAAAAUUGGAUUUUUAAAAAUAUCACGAGCAGAAGUACCUACGAGCGAAACCGGUUUUACGCCUUUAUAUAUAUAUGUAUACACGCAAAUCUGUGCAUACGCAUUCGCAUAGCGUUUGUACAUCCUCCUUGGCCUAACCGCGUUAACGACUCUUUGGCCUCUGACCCGGCGGCGGCAACGGCAUACCGAGAUGACCGCGGUAACCCGGCGACGAGCGAUGACACAACUCCCGACGAGACGACACUCAUUAACAACAAUAUUACCGUGUCGUCGGUACGUACGCGAACACCCAAUGGGUUACCCACUCGUAUUUACCGCGGCAUAAUGAAAGUCAUCGCGGUUAACGAACGAACGGCGCGAUUAUUAUUUUUCCACUGCCCAACCCGCCCCGUCAUCAGAUAGCCGAAUAAUAUUAUUACCACGCAUACGCGCGCGGCGGCAAUGUAUUUCACUACCGUCACUUAUAAAAAAAAAAAAAAAAAAGACGAUGUAAAAACCGUCGGAAAACAAAAAAAGACGACGACGACGGUGUAACGACGUCCGUAACGGGCACACGGCGAACAUCACGACCGCCGCACCGCGAUGUCAACGGUCAGCAACAACUGGGUCAUCGCGUUACCGGCGGCGCCUUUUACCGUAUACGCCAACGGAUCGGUUCGGUAUUAGAGGUUGGGUUCGUCGUAUCAUUUGUGUCGCGUCGCUAACUUCGAAACCUUUAUUUUUUUUUUAUUUCUUUUCUCGUACAACCGUCUCCUCCGCACGCGGUUUCGCGUUCGCGAUCUAGUCGGCCUCAAUCUCUUUCGAGGCCUACCCAAACCGACAUCUGUGGCCGGUUCACAGCGAUCAGAAAAAAAAAAACACGAAUUUUUCGAUGCUUGAAAAACCUCCGAUUGUUAAGUGGUUAUUCGUUUUUCGUUCACGUUUCGGGUUUGUACAUUCGCCGUUUCAAAUAUUAAAUAAACCGUAGUUAAUUUCGAUAUAUUUCCAUUCGUCCAUUGGCCAAUCGGUCGACGACAGAAAAAUCCUAUGAAUCGAUACAAUUCGGACAAUUCGGACAAUUCGCAAGUCUCGACAAUAUUUACCGAUCAAAUUCAUAGACACUCGGAAAAGGAUGCCCAUUUUAUUGUUGUUUGCAUCCCCGUUUAUGGUUAGGUAUUGGUUAGAACUGAUGAUGCAUUUUCGUUUGCGCUUCAAAAUCAACUAGAAAAUUUAAUCGCUUAAUAAUUAUUACGCUAGUCUACAAUUUAAAUGCACAAAACUGCGAUAUGUUCAUAAUAAUAAUAAUAAUAAGAGCAGAGUAAUUGGUUUUUAUUCAAAGUUCGCCAUUAUAUUAAUGAUAAUAUGUGUUCAAUUUUAUUAUUAUUAUUUUUUUUUUUUUUCGAGAACAGUUUCUCUAAAUCGACUUAAAAAUCCAUUAUCGAAAUCGCCCAAGUUUUCCGAAACUCAACAAACAGUUAUUUUAUUGAACAUCAACGGCCGGCGCAUCGGAUAGGCAAUUUAAGCCCACUAAUGUAUCCAAAUAUCGUUUUACGCGAUUUGUUCGAAAUUUGUUCAUCACGUAAACGUAAGGUUCCUAAAUUUCUGGAAAAAACUUAUAUUCCACCUAAACGUUUCGUGGAACAUUACAUUUUGUUAAACAAUACAAAGAAACAUGAAUAAUUUGUUUUUAAAUUUAAAACUGUAAUGUGAACGAUCUUACUUGUAACUUUAAACAAAUUAUUGUUAACAGUAAAUUGAAAUCAUAUACGCAUCUAACAAAAGGUCUUGACAGUUCCAAUCAAUAUUAACUAUAGAUGUAAUGAUGAUUAACUAUACACGGCGUAAGGCUACAUUGAAUACAAAAUUUAAAGUUUAAAAUGAUAUCAAUAUUACAAUAUACGUCAGUAUUAUAACUUACUAAAAAAAAAAAAAAAUUAGAUAAAUAUUUAACUAAAAAACUUUUUUUCCUAAAUUUUUAAGUGGUGUGCAAUGUUUCAUACUCAUAACCCUAUGUAAAAACAAUUUUCGGUACAACACUGUACAGAAAAUAUUAAAAUUUGAAUGUUUUUCAAAACUGAAACGAUGCAGAUUAAACGGUUUUAUUCGAUUGUUCGUCGUUCCCUUAAUUGGAUUUUAUAGGCAAAUGUUAUUAUUUGAAAUUUUGUAUUAUUAUUAUUUGGAUUUGCGAUUCGGUUUUUACAUGGUUAAUAUAAAUUUAUUUGAUGAAAUAAAACCAAUUGAAAACCUGUGGUUUUGUUAAUUAAUGUCUUUUAUUAAAUCUACACGAAAUACUUGAUACCUUUCAAUCGGAAAAAUAAAAAUACCCACAAUUAAUAUAGCAAACUUUGCUUGCGCCGACAUACUUUACGUUUGCUCUGUUCGUUCGGUAAAGUGGUUUUAAAAAAAAUUAAGGACAACGUCAAAUGUUACUCGGGGUUUUUACUUGUGCAUUUAACACUACACAUUUCAAUAAAAAAUGGAACGAUUACUUAAAUUAUGAUCAUUUUCUUCUUAUUUUUUUUUCCUCCGUAGAAAUUAAUUUUACAGUAGAAACGGUCGCUUUUCAAUUUCAAGCAUACAAACAUUUCAAACGUUUCCGGCCCGCAAAUGUACUCCAAGACAAUAAUAUUGUAAUUCAAUAAUAAAAUGAGCCGGGAAAUGACGGGGCGUAUGAAUAGCAGAAUGGAGGGCGGGCAAUGGGCCAGCUAAAAUGUUUGACUAGAUACCGCGGUAGUACGAAUUUUUCGAAAAUUAUCCAAAUGCAGAUUUACCGGUUGAAAAAAGGUCAACAUUCUAGAAAAUACGAAAAUUCGGAAUAACUGGAAAAUCGAAUUAAACUUUUUGAAAAUUUCACAUUUUGCCAUUCGACGGAAAUUUUCUGAACUGAGAAUCGGUUUUAGUUACUUGAAAAACCCAAUUUUCGGUUCUCUCGUUGAGAAACGGUAACCGAUUUUAUGUCCGGGAUUUAAGUAAUGAAAUUAUCACACGUGGAAUUCAUUUUACUAUAACAUUUUUGUCGCACAAAAACCUAAGGAAGUUUAUUCGAUUCGCGAUAGUUUUGAACACGAUUUUAUUCGACUUUCUCGAACGAAUAAUAAUAUAAUAUGUAUUAUCAAUAACGUUGAAUCAUUUUCUCUGUUACGUGAACAUAAAUCGCAAACAUAACGAAAACAAUAAUUACGUUUCAAUUCUCGAAUAAUUUUAACGGAUUUCGGGUAAAUGUCAUCGCGUGUUAAUUAUUUUGUUUCUUACGCAACAAAUCAAUCGGUACACGCGUAUUAUGUAAAAUGCGAAUUCUGAUAUACUGUUACAUGCCUACGUUUCCGUAAAUAAAAAUCGUCAACAAUACGUUCGGCCAUUUUCUAUACGUAAUGCGUGCGAUUCAGUUCCAUAUUUUCAUACCAACACAGUUUUUUUUAAAUUUAAUUACAAUGCACGUGACCAUCCGUUCUGCGCAAUUUUUCCUGCCACGUAGUAUCGAACGGAAAAAAAUCAAAAAGUAUAAAAUCCCGACUCUUCCCGUACAACUGUCACAGUUAACCGUGUUAUCGUUCGAAAAUCCGUUUUCUUUUUACGGGCACUUCUUCGCCCGCGACAAAUAAAUUAACUGAUAACGGUUGUUUUUUUGUUGUUUUUUUUAUCCGUUUCGUCAAAGUAACCCAUAAUCGACAAAAACAAUUCGAUUUUCUUACCAAUAACCGACUCCGCUUUAGACUCUAAUUACGAGGAGGGGAAGGGGAAAACAAAUUGGUCUAUGUGUGUCAUUCCAGGUUUAGAACUGCCACCCGAAAAAACUUUAGAAUAUUAAAUAAGAUUUUUUUUUUUUUUUAUGGAAGGGUACUUUUGCGUUUCACAAAAUAUCUCAACGUUUCGCAUUUUUUUUUUCUGCGAGAUUAUUUCGUUUUUUAAAAUGACAAAAAUAACAACGCACACGUUGACCGCUGACCAACCGUGUUGGUUUCAGUGGAGAAGCCCCGAAAUUAUGGGUAUUCGCUAUCCCCGAGCCCGUAACAAAACGAUAUUUCGACUUUCACUCUUCGGGGGAAAAAAAAAAUAAUAAUAAUAAGCAACGCACAAUACUCGCAUCUGACGGCGGCGGUCUAACGAUAUAACCAAACGUUCAAUGAGUAUUUAUUUUUUCUCAAAUCCCCCCCCCUACCGACGAAAACUUGUAACAACCGGCCGAUGUAAAAACACUUACUGUGUGCGUCGUCAAGAUCGAAAAUAUCGAAUAUGAUUAAAAGGUAAUUAAAAGUCGACAACAACGAGUCGAGAGGAAAGGAGUCAGGGGAGGGUGAAGGGGCGACAAGACGGACGGCCGGUCGCGGACGGAUUGUGUGAGCCACGCGUGAUUAUUGUAAACGGAAAAAAAAAAUAAUAAUAAUAAUAACAGUAAUCACUGGAAGUACCGAGGUGACGACACCGCCGCCGAAACUCGUCCGGACUAAUAAUAAUAGUAACGAAUAUUAUCGCAAUAAUAACAAUAUUUUAUUUAGGUCUCCCGUCGUCGUCGGCGUACGGUUACCGCGGUCCGUCACGCCGCCCGUCUAUGCGCGCGCACGGUAAUCAGCGAUAAUAAGCCGAAGGAGGACGGGACGACGAAGGUUCGGUUUUUAUGCCGGAUCACGGGCUAUAACAAUCUUACUUAACCGCUCUCCGCCCUCCGACCAACCCCCCCUCCCCCCCGGGCGUCGCGCGUUACACAAUGUUUUUAUUAUUAUCACGUGUUAUAUACGACGACGGCGAUAAUAAUGGUGCGAAAGAAAAAAAAAAAAUAAUAAAUAAUAACCGUAUAAUAAAUACAUUACGACUUGUAACAUGUGCGAGCGAGCGCGUGUGUGUGAACCGUGGUCCGGCAACAAUGUAACAUGACAACAAUAUUGUUACGAGGACGAGAAAGUCUCCGGGGCCGUUUGACCCGCGCCGUUUGACCCGCGCGCGAACGCCGCCGCCGCCGCAGUUCACCGCUCGUCAACGGCAUAAUUUCCGCGAACACCGCGCACGAUCGCCGGACACCGCUCCCCCGCGCUGACGGGGAAUAAGGGGGAUCGCAGUGAUAGCUUAUCACGAAUAUUCGUGGAUCCGCGGUCACGCGAAUCAUACGACCGACACGAUAUACACCGUAUGUGUGUGUGUGUGUGUGUGUGUGUACGAGCCGACCGUCCGCCGGCCGGUUACGGACGACGACAACCCACGAACCUACACGGUGUACCUCGGGAAUUGUUGGCUUUUUUUUUUUUUUUUGUUACUUACAGUGUUCUCAAACGCCGCCCUUAUUAUUUUCGAGCUCGAAACGCCGUUCGAUUUGAAUCACGGAACAUCAUUUGCGUUACGCUUUUGUUAACGUUCCGCGACCCCAUAUCCGAACUUUAUAGCGAAAUAUCUCGUCAACGGGUUGACGGAAAUCGAACAUUUCAACGCCGGAAUCCACUUGAACCGAUACUACAUCCGCUCGUGGAAUUUGUAUUAUAGGUUGCCGUCCGAAAAUCUAAAGCAGACGGUCGUUUCACUCCCGGAAAUAAGAGCGAUGAAAACAUAACGGUAACGGAACAUUCGAGAACCGCUUGUUUCUUAGAUUUUCGAAAAAAAAUUCGAAAAGUGAUGAUUAUUCGAUAACGGUCGUCCGUUGAAAUAUUACCGACCGCGCGCGCAAAAAAAAACUAGACGAAUACAUGUCGGGAAAAAGAAAACGGCCACCGUCGGUGUUCGCGUACAUGUGCCCGUCCGUCGAAAAACGACGCCUCGGGCCCUGAUCCGGGCUCCCUGAAUGUCGCGGGCCCGAUCGGUACGCCACUGGCCGCACAGCCGUCGAACGGGAUUCGCGUUCGCGCACUGCGCGGCGGCGUUGGCGGACGAUAAUAUACGGGAGCCGUACGCGAACGCGGUCGGACGGAGACCGUUUCGUAACCAAUAAUAAUUCUCUCUGUCCGAAGAAAAUAUUAUUAUUAUCCCGCGACAGCGCCGCCGCCGGCAAUGUCCGUCGUGUGCGUGGCCGUCAACCGCAACACUGUCGCCGUGUACGGGUAACCGCCCGUCGACCGGUCCUCGGUUUUUCGGAGACGCGUGUACGUAAAAAUAGAAUUGAACGAAAUAAACGUGUUCCGUAAUCGUUUAAUCCCGACGAAUAAUCCGUCUUGGUUUUUACCGCGACCGGUACAGAAGCCCCCGGAACGGGUCGCAGUCUCUAUUAUGGGUACGCACGCGAUCAGAUAAACAACUCUAAAAUGUACCGGACGGUUAAUACCGCGCGUCGUAAUUUAACGAAUUAUACCGUAGUGAAAUACAAUAAAUUAAGGACCGCAGAUUUCUAUGUACUCGUGUGGUAUUAUAAACGUAUGAAAUCCGCCGCCGGUUCGGAACGUCGAUGUUUAUCCCGGACGCCGUGACACGUGCAAUAAUUAAAAAUUACGACGAUAUUCGAAUAGUAUUACGUGUCAUCAACGUGUAAUAUUCGGCUACGGCCCGCCGCACAAAAUAAAAUCGUACGAUUUCGAGAGCACGCCGGCCGUUAACGUUUACCUAUUGUAUUGAUUUCGAAUUGAAUAGUACGUUCAUUUUUGUCGUCACCACAACAAUAAUGAUACGCUCUCGAGAAUAUUUAACAAAUAGCUGCCCCCCGUCCCUAAGUUGCCCCUCGACUACCCGUUUCCACCCCCGAUCCUGAUUUAUAUUUUAGAAAGCUUACUUACAUUUCGCGCCCUAUACAACCGCAUCUAAAUAAUAACUACUGGGUUUUCCAUCUAGUAAUUUCGCCUGUAAAUCAACGAGUAUAACGAGUUUUACACUUCCAAAUAAUAACCCGACUUCGGGGCGCACGAGGACAGUGACAUUUGCACAUGGCGGAAAGUUAGGGGGGGUUAUAAAUCUCGUUCACUCUCCCUCUAUUGGCUCAAAAAUUCGAAACCUACUAGUAUAUUUAUUUAGUAACAGUUUAUAAUAUUUCAACUAUAUUCAUUAUUAUAUUUCGGCCAAGUUACGAGGAAAAAAGCUCGAUUUGUUAAAUAAAAAUCAUUUUUUUUUAGAUAUAAAUUAUUCUCAUUGUCGGUUGAGGUAUAAAAAAAAAAAAUGAAAAUGAUGUGGUUUCUUCGUGAAUCGUGAUAUUUAUUAUUUGCUAUACAUAUUUCCUCUCAUUGAAAAUUCUUAGUCACGCCACUGCACACGCAAGGGACUUCGUCCGUUCAUCCGCUUCUGUUUUUUUGAUUUCUACACGCUAUAAAUUCGACUGUGGAUCGCCCACGGACAAACAAACGCGUCUUUUUAUUCUGUUUCAGAAGAUUGCAUAGGUAAACGACAGUUGUAAGUACCUACACACCUAUGUUAUGACUGCCGUACGUUUGCCGGGAAGUGUUAUGCAUUAAACUCGAGGCGUGUCACUGUGUAUAUUAUUUCACGCGCGGGAGAGAUUGCACUAAUCAUUGUGAUGUUGCAUACGAAUGGGUUUAAUUCCGCUGACCUCAAAAAAAUAAAAAAUAAAUAUAUUAAUAAAAUAGGCACAAAUCGGGCACUCGUUCUUUUCGGCGUACUAUUAUAAUGUAUGAGUGGUAUCUCUUUUAGACGCACAGACGCUCUGGUCGUCGCAGUCGGUUCGGCCACCCACUUUGAUUGAGGCCAUUGUUACACCGCGUACCCAACAACAAUAAUGAUGUAACGAAAUACCGGUAAACGGUAUAAUACAGAAUAAUAUAAUAAUACUGCUUCCAGCACGUAACACGUAAUAACAUACCUCCGGAAAUUAUAAUACUCUCGCUUAUAUUUAAUAUGAAUGUAUUAAAAGCAUUCCUGUUGAAGUUGUUGCGUCAAUGCGCGUAUGCGUGUGCGUGUAUGUGUGUUGAACCGUAUAGUCCGACUGAAGGUUGUGGUGCUAGGUUUCUGAAUGGACGGUAUUAUAAUAUUAUCGUAAAUAACCGUAUCUACCCGUACAAAACAGUAAUAAAAAUACACCAAUAAAACACUAUUACGACGAUUGAUGUACGAAAUAUAAUAAUUAAUAAUAUUCCCCCCCCCUAACCCCCGUAUAAAGUCAACGGUAUUGUUAUUUGUUUCCGAAAACGUACUCGAAACGAACGGAUUAGCGAUUUUAAUACUUCUAAACUUCAAAAUUCUAACAUAACAGUAUACGGAAGGUAACGGGGGAGGAAUAAGGAUAGCGAUCCAUUUCUUUUCAAUUUCGAGGCAAUGAUGACGGUACAAUUCGAAAGUGCUUUGAAACUAUAAUAUUCUAACGUUGUCGAAUGUAAAGUCCCAUUCGGCGCGAAAAAGUCUCGGUUGGAUAAUAUUGGAUGUACUGGUUAAAUAAUAACGUAUGGUCCGUACGUCUGUGAAUAAUUCGUUCUCCACUGCAGAGGGUUUUCCAAAACGGGACAUGCUGUUACGCCUCAGAAAAGAUAAUUUUUUUUUCUCCAGUUUGUUGGAUAUUAGAAAAAUCAAAACAAAUUAUUGAUUCAAAUAUUUAAAAUAUUAAAACGUUACUGUCCACUCGAGUUUCUCACUGUGAGGCCCACUAACAGUUUGGUACCUAAAAUAAACAAAAUUAAAAAAUAUUUACAAAUUAAAACAUUAAAUUAUCUUAAGGCGCACAUUGACAAUAUCAUCUGCAUAGCGUUUAAGGUUCUAGGUUUUAUUAAAAGAAUAAUAAGUGAGUUCAAACUCUCCUACUCUCUUGAAUCACUUUUCUGUUCUUUUGUCAGGCUUAUUGUUAAAUAUGGCCAACUGCGGACGCUUGCAAACAACUCGAGCGUGUCCAGCGCUGAUUUCUUGAUUUUAUAAAAUAUACUUUUAAUAAUAAUUGUAUAUUUAUGUACUUCACGACUACACCCCCGUCCACCGUUUUCUAAAUCUCACGAACAGCCGAUCGUCGUCACCGUCAUAAUAAAUCUUUUCUCCGAAAACUUCUCUCGGGCUCAAUUGACUGUCCUUCCCACUUUGAACUUUUAAAUUUUAAGGUACCAACUCGAACCACCUAGAAUUAUACAUUUUUUACCACAUUACCCAACCAAUUAUUUGAGAAACGAGCCUCUCACCAAGAUGAUGCGUAUAGCCAAUAAUGACCCGUCAUUACUUCAUUGGGUUAUUUCUGUUUUAAAUUUUUGUAUAUAUCCUACCUUAUCAUUAUUUCUUACCCCAACUACUUAUUAACCUUUAGUUGUGACUUAGUCUUAAGCUAAUACUGAACGUUUUUGUUGUUGUGUAUCAUGAUGGAUUUUGUUAUGAAAUUUUUGUAAAUAAGGCUCCAGUCCCAUUAUCUUAAUGAAUAAAUAAAACAGUAAAUUAUAUCCAUCGUAAGAUAAUCUGACUUAGCGUCUCACUUCAAUCAGUUUAACUUAAAAGUCAUUCGUUUGGCUAUGAUUAUAGUCUUAUCGUAAUGCCUGCGUAAGAACCGUAUAGAACAUUUAUGAAUUUAACAACGUUAGUAAAUCGUACAUAAUAUUAAUGCAUUGUAUAUUAAAAAUGCGUUCGACAGAUACGAAACUGGCAACGGUAUCCAGGCGCAAGAAACCGGAUACGUGCAGCCGGCCCAAGAUCCCAGCCAAUCGGCUCUGAACGUGGAGGGCGGUUACUCGUACACCGCUCCGGACGGCACGCCGAUCAGUCUGACGUACGUCGCCGGUCCGCAGGGAUUCGUGCCCGUCGGCAGCCAUUUGCCGACCCCGCCGCCAUUACCGCCAGCGAUCGCCAAGCUCCUCCAGUUCCUCGCCACCCAACCGACCACACCGGAACCGAUCUACCCCAAAAAGAAGUGAAAACCCCGUCCGACCAUGAAUCCGCAUAACCAUAUCGUUCCCUAUAUGUCCAUCACCCACGCACUUGAUCGUCCGUCCGAAAGGCAAUUAAUUUAAUGAGUACGAUAUAUUUCGUUCACAACGCUCCCGAUCAAAUUAAUUAAGAUUUCAUUAUUAUUAUUUAAUUUUUUUUUUUUUUCAUAUACAUUUUUUUGUUAACCUGUACUGCUUUCAUUAUUAUAAUAUUAUGUAGUAUUUUUUUAUUUUCCAUUUUUAUUUAAAUUCUUUAUAUAUAUAUAUAUAUGUAUGUAUGUAUUUUAUUGGAAACUGUGUUUUGUUGUUUGUUAUGUACCCUUCUGUUAUCUAUUACUCUAUACAUUAAUCAUGACGAAAAUGUCUUGUGUACGUAAUAAUAAUUUAUACGAACGAACGGCCGAUUUUCUACCGCAAGCCGAUAAUAAUAUCGCGCUAUAUUUGUCGGUUUUACGUAUUUUUCUGCAAUCUUAUUUGUAUUGAUUAAUCAUAUUUAUAUAUUAUACUAUACUGUUCUAUAAUAUUUUUUUGGUUUGUUUUUUUUUUUCUUGUUUUUUAAUACAUUUUUACUAUCAGAA